AUGGUGUAUAACAACACGCCGGCGAUCAACGAUCCUCUUACACGUUGGGACCUUUUUGUUACACGUGAUACUACAGAGUUUGACAACCAGUAUGAUUUAACCACCUAUCGGCAAACUGAUGGCGAAUUCUACGUGGGAUUAGAUCCUCCCGACGGGGCAGAACGUCUAGGCAUAUAUUACCCUCGCGCGGGAACUGUCGGCGGAUGCGCUAUGCAUAAUGCUGCUUCCAUCUCACUACCAGCUGAUGUGGACUGGGAUGAUAUCGCCGAACUUACGGGAGAUGACAGUUGGAGGACACCUAAUAUGCGACAAUACCUCGUCAAUCUGGAACGAUGUAACUAUCUUCAGAAUGGAAGCACGCCUGACCAUGGUUUCACUGGAUAUAUCGAUACCUCGGCAGCAGAUCCUUCUUGGGCUUUGAACCGAUCUGAUCUGACCACCCUGGCACAACAGUUUUCUGAUGCCCUAGGGGGACUUGAAACUGGUCUAUCACUAUUUGAACUGCUAAGCAGGGAUAUAAAUGAAAAUUCCCCAGUUCGAGACCAGACAGACGGCGUAUCCACGCCGUAUACUCACUCAAACAACGGAUUGCGGUCUAGCCCUCGGCAGUAUAUUCGAGCUACUAUUGAUGACUCCAGAGGCUUCCCCCUCACGCUCCGCACCGACUCCCUGUUCUCCAAGAAUCAUCAUGGUAAAGACCCUCAAGCCAUCGGAGUCGAGUAUCUCCAAGGGAAGAGCAUGUACUCUGCUGAUCUUCGCUAUGAUCCAGAGGCUAGGGGUGUUCUCAGAAAAGCCUAUGCUUCAAGGGAAGUUAUCCUUGCUGGUGGUGUUUAUAAUACGCCGCAGAUCCUCAAAUUGAGUGGCAUUGGUCCCAAGGAUGAGCUGAAUAAGUUUGAUAUCCCGAUUGUAAAGGAGCUACCCGGUGUCGGUGUCAACAUGAAAGACAACCUCGAAAUUGUUAUAUAUGGCACGUUCGAGAAAGCAGUCACCGGGUUCUGGGACAUGUUUCUCACGACAGCUGUUGCCCUACGCACACGCGAUAUUCACUUCUAUUGCGGCAGCAUGAACUUCGUUGGAUUCUUUCCCGGUAUGCCAGGUUGGAAUGAAAAUGAGUUCGAGUGUGGUUUUAUGCAACUUCAUCCUCGCAAUAUCAACGGCAAGGUAAAACUUCGAUCUAAGGAUCCGCGAGACGUCCCCGAGAUCCAUCUCGGAUUCUUUCAAGCUGGCAAUGACGAUGACCUUGAGUCUAUGGUCCAGGCUAUUAACUUUGUACGACCAAUCUUCAACAACUUGACGGAUAACGCCUUUACUGAGCAUAUCCCUUGUCCUGCAAGUGUCGAAUGUACAGAUGAUUACCAGAGGCAUUUCCAUCGUGCCCAGGCUCACGGGCAUCAUGUUGCCGGUACUGCUGCUAUUGGAGCUGAUGAUGACCCGCUUGCUGUCUUGGACUCUAAGUUUCGUGUGAGAGGUGUUUGUGGCCUUCGUGUUGUCGACGGCUCCGCCUGGCCCAUUAUGCCGGGUGAAUUGCCGACUCUACCUACGCUUAUGCUAAGUGAGAAAGCAACGGCAGACAUUUUGGCUGAAAUCUGCAGAAACUAG
Molecule: messenger RNA, 1599 nt
Organism: Fusarium sp. VM40
Lineage: Eukaryota; Fungi; Ascomycota; Sordariomycetes; Hypocreales; Nectriaceae
Source: the annotation of a GenBank genome assembly